Messenger RNA from Rhizopus microsporus ATCC 52813, 312 nucleotides. RefSeq lists its product as uncharacterized. The transcript has a single exon. The annotation marks the transcript as partial. Gene Ontology annotation, molecular function: nucleic acid binding. Lineage: Eukaryota; Fungi; Mucoromycota; Mucoromycetes; Mucorales; Rhizopodaceae. The record is from RefSeq and is a predicted model, not a curated record.
UUUCAGCAUGACGGAGACCCUAAGCAUCGCUCAAAAUCUACCAUAAAGUGGCUCAAGGACAAUAAUGUACAAUACAUUGACGACUGGCCUGCUCAAAUCCCAGAUUUGAAUCCUAUUGAGCACUUGUGGCAUCAUCUAAAGCUCAAACUUUCCAAGUAUGAUACCAAAGCUAAAGGGGUCCAUGAAUUGUGGGAAAGAGUAGAAAAGGAAUGGAACUCUUUCACAAAAGACAAUUGUAGAAAGUACAUUGAUAGUAUGCCUGACCGUAUUAAAGCAGUUAUUGACGCCAGUGGUGGCUCAACCCGUUAUUAA